GUUCCGGUGAAAUCGGAGCCAGUCCGCUUUGCGGUGGCUGUGCGGGGUUGAUGCGCUGUGAGAGGCGCAGAGUCUUUCUGAAACAGACGCGGAAGGCUUUGUCGUGUAUACACAAUGUCUUCUGGAAACAACCAGGAAUCCCAGACAUUAAUUAAACCAGCAUUCAGUGAAAAAGAAGCCACUGAAUUAGUUGAAAGGGUGUUUGGAUUAAAAGUAUCUGCGAUCAGAUCACUCCCCAGCUAUGAUGAUCAGAAUUUUCACGUUCACAUUUCAAGAAGUGAGGGAACAGCAGACUGUGCUGACGAGUAUGUUCUCAAAAUCACCAACUGUGAAGAUAGCCAGAAUCCUGAACUCAUUGAAGUGCAGACCCAGAUCAUGAUGUUUUUGAAUGUUGAAGGGUUUCCUUCAGCUACGCCCCAUCUUACUAAAGAUGGUAACAUAAUGUCUCUAGAAUCAUUAGGUACUGGCUCUAUGACAAAAAAGUACAUGGUGAGACUGCUGACCUACCUCCCAGGCAUGACCACGGCAACAAUCUCUACAAAUCCUCACAUUUUAUACGAGAUUGGGAAACUAGCUGCCAGACUGGAUAAAACUCUCACAGAGAAAUUCCAUCAUCCAUCAAUAAAAAGUCUGCAUCGAGGGAAGUUCAUUUGGAACUUGGCAAAUGUUCCUCUUCUAGAACAGUAUAUUCAUGCCCUGGGCCAGAACAGUUAUCGUGAAGUUGUGGAGCAAGUUAUUCAGCAGUUCAAAGAUAAAAUAGUACCCAAGCUAAGGAAUUUUCGAGCCUGUAUCAAUCAUGGGGACCUCAAUGACCACAAUAUCUUAUUAGAUUCCAACACUGCAUCACCAGAGAAUCCACAAUAUAGAGUGUCUGGUAUUUUGGACUUUAGUGACAUGAGCUAUGGUUACUAUGUAUUUGAAUUAGCAAUAACUAUCAUGUACAUGAUGAUUGAGAGCAAGGAUCCUCUCAGUGUGGGAGGGCAUGUUCUUGCAGGGUUUGAAAGCAUUGUACCAUUGACAACAGAUGAGAGAGACGCCCUGUUUCUCUUGGUGAGUGGUAGAUUUUCUCAGUCACUUGUCAUAGCCUCAUACACUUCCCUCUUGUAUCCUGAGAACAAAGAAUACCUAAUGAUCACAGCAAAAACUGGAUGGAAGCAUUUAUUAAGAAUGUUUGACGUGGGCCAAGAAGCUGUAGAGAAGAUUUGGUUUGAGACUGCAAAAGCAUAUACGAACAAUGAACCUGUGUAGCUUUCAUACCUUUAUUACAGACACAAAUGUUCAUAUACUUACAAGUAAAGAUGCACCUAACAAUUUAUGUAAUUGUACAAUUUGUGUUCACUACA
Messenger RNA from Emys orbicularis (European pond turtle), 1343 nucleotides. It is a transcript of the gene HYKK, whose product is annotated as hydroxylysine kinase. The transcript has 5 exons. The record is from RefSeq and is a predicted model, not a curated record. Gene Ontology annotation, molecular function: amino acid kinase activity. Lineage: Eukaryota; Metazoa; Chordata; Testudines; Emydidae. The coding region runs from base 115 to 1248 and encodes 377 amino acids.